GGAGAGACAGAGAGAGAGAGAAAGAGGAAGCCACAGACAAGGAGGAGAGAGAGAAGAGAGAGGGAGGAGAUAGGCAGAUGGGGAAUAGAGAAACAAGGGGAGAAAGAGACAGCAAGUGACAGAGAGAAAGAGAAACAGGAAGAGACAGAGAGAGGCCAAGACAGAUGCACAGGGAGCCAGGGAAACAGAGGCAAACAGGGAACAGAUAGAGGGAAAGAAAGCAGGGAGACAGUGAGACGAACAAAAGGAGAGGCCAAGAAAGGGGUGAGCCAGGGAGUAGAGAGGGAGAGCAUUUCGAAGCUGAAGAAGGGAGACACAGAUAGGCCUGGGGGCUGGGCUCUGGGGGUCUCUGCUGAUCCCAUUUCCUUCAUCUGGAGACCCCGUGGCCCCCCACCAUGGAGGAGGGCAGGCCCCGGAGCAGCCUCAGCUUGGCCAGCAGUGUCUCCACUGUGUCCUCCCUCACCCUCAGCAGCAAGCCCCCCCGGGCAGUCAGCCGAAUCCAUGCCUUUGGGAAAAGAGGAAGUUCCCUCCGCAGGGAUCCCAACCUGCCUGUGCACAUCCGAGGCUGGCUGCAUAAGCAGGACAGCUCCGGCCUCCGGCUCUGGAAGCGACGUUGGUUUGUCCUGUCUGGCCACUGCCUCUUCUAUUACAAGGACAGCCGGGAGGAGAGUGUCCUGGGCAGUGUCCCUCUCCCCAGCUACAGUGUCCGUCCAGAUGGGCCUGGGGCCCCCCGGGGGCGCCGAUACACUUUCACUGCUGAGCACCCUGGGAUGAGGACGUAUGUCUUGGCUGCUGACACCGUGGAAGACCUUCGAGGGUGGCUGCGGGCUCUGGGUCGUGCCACCCGAGCGGAAGGGGACGACUAUGGCCCUCAGACCCCACCUGCUGGACCUCCAGCUGGAGAAGGCCCUGGGGGUCCUGGGGGACCCCCUGAGGUGGGGAGCAGUGAAGAGGGCCUCAGUGCUGAAUCUCUGGAGGUGGCCAGGAUCUCUGGCAGACACAGGGAGCUCACCCCUAGCCCUCCACCUGGGCUUCUGGGGCCACCCCAGAGGAGCAGGCAAAGGGCAAGGAGUCCUGAGCUGUUUUCUCCCCUCUCCCGGCCCCCAUCACCCCUGGGCCUUCCCCGGCCACGCUCAGCCCCUGCCCACCGUCCCUCAGCUCUGGUGGGGGGAGAUACCCGGCCCCACACCCCGCUGAGCCGGAUUGAUGUCCGACCCUUACCUGAGUGGGCCCCAGCCUCAAGAACCCUGUCCCAGCCCUCCACUCCCCAAGGAGCACCACCAUCAGAGACAGGAGCACUGAGACCCCCCAGGAGCUCCCAGCACUGGGCCACUGAACUCAGGGCCAAGGCAGUGUCCGGAUAUCUACCGCUGUCCCCCAGGCCUCCGGGAAGUCGGGGCUCCAUGGCCUCUUUGCAGCCUCCGCACCUGCAGUCAGGCCCUGGACUGGAUUCUCCCCUGCACCGCAGCGCUGACACAGAUGCGCUCCUGACUAAGCUCUGCGGGCAGGACCGGCUCUUGAGGAGGCUGGCAGAGGAAAUAGCAAAGAACCAGGAGGAGAAGGAGAGGCUGGAAGCAGCCCUGGAGCUGACCCGCCGGGCUGUGGGGGAGCCUGGGCCCGGAGGCAGGGCCUGGUCUCGCCUGCGGCUUCUGCAAGACCGCCUGGUGGGCGUCAGAGCAGCCCUCUGCCACCUGGCCCAGGAAAGGGAGCGGGUUUGGAAUACCUAUAGCAGCCUGGAGCAGGAGCUGGGGACUCUGCGGGAGACCCUGGAGGAUCUGCUUCACCUCGGGCCUCCUCAGGCCAGGGUCUCUGCUCAGCAGCAGCUAUGGAUGGUGGAGGACACAUUGGCCGGACUGGGGGAUCCGAACUGGGGGCGUCCCCAUGGAGAUGGAGAUGGAGAUGGGCCUGGAGCCCUGCCAGGUCUUGGAUCACCCAGCUCUCCCCGUGCCCAAAGCCCAGACGGCCAAUGCUCUCCAUCCCCUGCCCCCUCUCCAUCCCCUCCACCACCAACUGGGCCUAAGGGUCCCUGGGAGCUUAGGGUUCCUGUCCCUUCCUGCCCUCAUCUGCAGGCUCCAGCCUCCCGGGUCCGGAUGAGUGCUCAGGAGCAGCUUGAGAGGAUGCGGAGGCACCAGGAGGCUGGGAGGCUAAGGCUCCGGUCGCAGUCUCCUGGGGAAAUUCGUCCCUCAGCAGUUCCAAGGCAGCUGGAGCCUGGGUCAGAGAGAGACGUGCCUCUUCUGGACUCCAUGGCUCAUACAGGGGCUCCUCAGCAGUGGGCCCGGAGUUCUGGGUCCUGGAGCAGCUCUAGGAGUCCCAGGUCCUACAUUCCAUCCCCUGAAGGACAUCGGGAAAGGGUCCUCAGCCUGUCCCAGGCUCUGGCGACCGAGGCUUCGCACUGGCAUAAGUUUAUCACAGGUCGUAGCCCUGAAGCAGCUCAGGACUCCACUUCCAGGCUGACUCCGCCCCCUCGCUCGCCUCCAGUAGGGUCCCCGCCCCCCGUGGGGCGGGGCCGAGGGAGCCCCACCCCCUGGGCCCCUACGUGGGGAGGGGCGGCUCCACCAGAUGAAGGGACGUGGCCUCUGCGAGUUACCCUGCUCCAGUCCAGUUUCUGACACGCCAGCAGAGCUGCAGCCAAUUGGAGGUGGAGGUAGAGGCAGGGCCAGACUCCGGGGCCUGAGGUUCCUCUCACCACCGUCCGUUCCUCCAGCCCUCCAGCCUUCCAUUCUAUACCAGUCUUGAUUAAACUCGGUUGUGAUCACUCAG
This is a messenger RNA of Phascolarctos cinereus (koala), 2760 nucleotides long. The record is from RefSeq and is a predicted model, not a curated record. Lineage: Eukaryota; Metazoa; Chordata; Mammalia; Diprotodontia; Phascolarctidae.